Phalaenopsis equestris is the source of this 1520-nucleotide messenger RNA. Its product is annotated as probable transcription factor At1g61730. Lineage: Eukaryota; Viridiplantae; Streptophyta; Magnoliopsida; Asparagales; Orchidaceae. Gene Ontology annotation, biological process: regulation of DNA-templated transcription. The transcript has 2 exons. Bases 63 to 1409 code for a protein of 448 amino acids. The record is from RefSeq and is a predicted model, not a curated record. Gene Ontology annotation, cellular component: nucleus.
AAGGCUUCCAUUUGCGGGUUAAAGCCCUCCACUGACAGAAACCCUAGCAGCAGGUAGCGAUCAUGGCCAAGAAGGCGAAGGAGAUGAAGCCUCCUCCCUCUCCGUCCUCCUCCUCCGAAGAGGACUCUCCUCCCCCUGCGAUUUCACCCGUAAAGAAUCCUGCCGCUGGCUUCACCACGGCAGCUCUACAAAAGCAACCAGAGCCUUCCUCAAAGCCCAUCGGCGGACAGGAGGAGGAGGAGGAGGAGGAGGAGGGCUCUGAGAGCGAAGGAGAGUCUACGGACGAUGAAUCAUCCGAGGAUUCCGGGGCUGUCGCAGCAAAAGCAAACCCACCGUCACAGCUUAGAGAUUCUAGAACAUCGGAUGGUAAGAAGGGUUUGAAUGCCUCUCCUCCUUCUGAAACAGACUCAGAAGAUAUAGAAGAAGAUGGGGAAGAAGAUGUUGAGGGGGAGGAUUCCAGUUCUGAAUCGGAGCAGCAGUCGCUGCCUCCUCCUCCCCAAGAAGCCGCAAACGCUGAGGGGAAGAAAGCGGCAGCCCCAAUUUCUGGCUUGGACUCAAGCUCAGAAGAUGAGUCGGAAAGCAGUUCUGAUUCUGACACGACUGAACCUUCUCCUCUGGGUUCCGCUCGCAACACUGUCGAUCCUUCAUUGAAACCACUGAGUUCCAAGCCUAUGGACAGCCCUGUUCAGCUCUCGGACAAGAAACCCAUAUCUAGGAAGCGAUCCACGACCUCCCCCACCCAAGUUUCCAAAAGAAAGAGGAAGACUGCUGAUAUAAUCGGAGCAGAGGGAGGGCAGGAGAAGAAGGAGAUUACCAGGAAGAUUUGGAGCAAGGCAGAUGAGCUGGCCUUGCUGCAAUGCAUUCUGGAUAAUAAUGAGCUCCAUCACGGGACAUCCAUUCAUGUGCAGGCGGAGUCCCUUCUGAAAUCUGUGAAUAAUUCUUUAUCCAGCUCAGUCACCUUGACCCAGAUGAAUGACAAGAUUCGUAGGCUGAAGCAGAAGUACAACGCUACUAUUAAAAAAGUAAAGGAUGCUAAUAAGCCAAACAUUUCUAAUGCCCAAGAUGCUGCUGCUUUUGAUCUUUCGAGGAAGAUUUGGGGUCCUGGCAAGGAGGAACUUGUUUUUGCUGAUAAUAAUUUCAAGCUAGAUAAAGUGAAGGAGGGCAUUAUGGUGGAGAAAGGAAAGAAAAGUAAUCUGAUAGUUGAGUAUCCUUUUCUACGAUGGCAUGCCAAGACUGACCAUGCCAACAAUGCAUUAGUAAUGCAGAGUCAUAUACCUAUUGUAGAAGCAAAAGCGUUGGAGGGAAGUUGUAAGAAGUUGGAAAUUACUGAGAUUCAGCUACACAUGCAAAAGGCGAAGCUCCUGUCUUUAUCAUUGAAGCUAAUUGAAGAUGCACUUGAGAAAUGCUGAUCCUGCUUUGCUGCAUCUUGGCAUCAACUAGGCACAUCUCAUCUCUUCAACCACUACUUGGCCAUCCGAACUUGCUUCUUUGUCAUUUUGCGGCCCUAGACCUUCAUUGCU